AUGAACGAUCAUGAGGUUGAACAAACGGAACUGGUUCAAAGUACGACUUCACCCACAAAUGAUGAAAAAACAGGAGAGAGUUCGAAAGUUGAAGAAACUCAGUCUACAAAUUCAGCAGAGCAAUAUUCGGAAACGCAGGAAAGUUCAACGCCGGGUCUGUUAAUUACAAAUUUUUCAGCUUUGGGGACUAAAAAAAAACAAGAGGAGAGCAAGAACAUUGGUAAGUCAACAGGCAGCACUGCAAAGAGUGAAAACUUGCGGACCUCAAUACCACCACCAACAACAGCAGUUCCUCUUAUUCGAAUGGACCCCACGUGCGCCACCAAAAUACUGCCAAAUGAGCAAGCACUGUUCAACUCUGACGGAACUUUAAAUGAUCCUGAUGGGUACGGUUUAUGGGUUCAGUCAUGCGAACAGCAGUUUUUGCUGGGGAAAACUUUGGCAACCUGGCAAGAGAAUGUGAUGAAGUGUCGACAAAUCGGAAUGGAGCCUUUAUCCUUUGAAAGCGUGAAAAAACUCGAUUGUUUUGCAAAUUAUCUGAAUUCUGUCAAUAUUUCAAAAAACUUUUGGUCGUCCGCUUUCAAAGGAAAUACAACAAGCCAAAUUUCGUGGUGCGCGCAAAACGGUCCCAUUACCGUGGACAAGUCCAUUGCGAUGCCACAAAUCACGGACGACAGAAAAUGUGUUCAAUUCAAAGCAAGCAAUUCCCAAUUUUCGAGCAAUUUGUGUAACGAAUUAUCAUAUUUUGCUUGCCAGAGUCCACCGACCCCGGCACCUGCUUGCUCGGAACCUCUUUGUCCCAACAUAACAUGCGCAAAAAACCUAUCACUCUUCACAAGCGACGCCAAGGGACAAUAUUUGAGCAAGCCAACAUUACAUGGCACUUGGUACACCUACAACGGAAGACAAUUUCUCUUCAGCUUUCAAAGAAUCAACAAAACAUUUCAAGGCGCGAUUCAAGCGUGUUGCCAGUUGGGGAUGAAUCUGCUCAGUCUGGAGUACGACUACAAAUAUAAAUCAGUUAUUGCCGCAACUAAAGCGACCGCUUUCCAAGAUUUUUUCUGGACGUCGGGCUCGGACGCGGGUUGCGAAGGAAAUUACGGAUUCUGCAGCGCCAAGAGACUUUUGCGGAAAGAGGCCAUUUGGGCGGAUGGACAGCCAGACAAUGCAAACAAAAGCGAACAUGCCGUGGCUGUUUUUCUCAACGGAACUCACGCUUUUCGCUACGACUUUGACGAGAACUCCAAAUUUAGAUACAUUUGCGAGAUUGUGAAUGGAAUCAUGGUGGACAAUGAUGUGUUGGCUAUUUUGGAAAAAAAUGCCAAUGGAAAUCUGGACGAGUUGAAGAAAAAUAUGGACGUCAAAGACGAGUGCCAAAAAUCAACAUCGGGCAUGAUGGACGAGUGCGAUAAGGCGGCGCAAAUGAUUCAGUGCACAAAGGAAAAAGCUCCGGACGUUUUGAGCGGCGUCAUCUCGGCUAUCGACAAGUCAAUGCCUAUUGAAAAGGUGGAAUUUCCUCCAGCGGAAAUCUGUACUGAAAUUGUCCCUGGCGUAAUUAAUGUAACUUUGAAGCAGCUGUUUGAUUCAACUACAACGAACCAAACCAUCACUGGCGGCUAUCUUUUUAUUGCUUGUGGAAGGAAGUACUUGCUAUCCCAAAAGAAAAUGUCCCUCUCAGAAGGCUACACUUUUUGCAACACUUUUGGCCUUCAAUUGGUGACCAUUGACAACGUAGCGGAAGUUGCGUGCUUGAAAAAGGAAAUACGGGCCAUAGGUGCAAUAAAGUUCACGUGGCUCGCCGCGAGCAGGAGGGGCAAUGUGAACAACCCGCGCUGGUGUUUGUCCUCCCUGCCCUUCAGUCUGGACUCUUACGUUUCAGUGAUCGAGACGAACUUGACUUACAACUCGUACGCUCUAAAACUGCAGUCGUCAGUGUUAUUAACGUAUGAUGAAUCAAGCAUGGUUGAAUUUGCACUUUGCGAGUAGACAAGUGCGAAAUAAAGUAA
This is a messenger RNA of Neocloeon triangulifer, 2006 nucleotides long. RefSeq lists its product as uncharacterized. Gene Ontology annotation, molecular function: carbohydrate binding. Lineage: Eukaryota; Metazoa; Arthropoda; Insecta; Ephemeroptera; Baetidae. Gene Ontology annotation, cellular component: external side of plasma membrane. The coding region runs from base 1 to 1986 and encodes 661 amino acids. Gene Ontology annotation, biological process: biological process involved in interspecies interaction between organisms. The transcript has 18 exons. The record is from RefSeq and is a predicted model, not a curated record.